UAGCUGCUGUUUAUAUUUUAUUUUGAGUUGAAAUAAUUCGAAAACCAGGAAAAAAAGCUUAAUAAGUUUGCGGGACACACACCAGUUGUUGUGAACAACUGCCAUAGAUAGGUGAAGUAGUCAGUGGAAGGGGCGUACCAGUAACAAGAAGGGAUUGCAGCUUGAGGGUGCUAGUAUUGUCCCCUGUGUAACAAUUUUGGUGCAGCACAGCCUGCACGAAGGUGAAGGACGUUGGACCCAAGGACCUCUCAACAAUGGCCGCCUGCAACCUGAUCAAGGUCAACAGCGAAAAUGACGACAACUGUGAUGUCACAACGUCCUCGCCCGUCGAUAAUGCCAACUGCACGGACAUCUCUACCACUGCCAUCAGCUUAAAUGUGUUGCCCGACGAACUGUUGGAGUUCAUUUUCACCUAUUUACCGCCUUAUGGUGAUUUGGAACACUGCAGAUUAGUGUGUAAGCGCUGGCAACUUAUCGUCAAACAUCUCAUACGUCGCUCAAAAAUUAAUUUGGAAAAGGGGCUAACUGACUUUGGUUUGCGCUGGGAGAUAUUUUCACUGGAAACAGCUAACGCCGUGCAGGCGAAUAAAGCCAAUUGUACUCCCGAUGGUAAUGGUGUAAUACCCUAUAUUGCUGGUCGUUUUGCGCAUUCCGCCGUGCGGCAUGGCAACUCGAUGUAUGUGUUCGGUGGCGGAUCAUCCUCUGAUACGACAUUCAACGAUCUGUGGCGCUUCGACUUGACGCAUAUGCGCUGGGCGCGUCCACUAGCGACCGGCACGUAUCCUUCACCCAAAGGGAGUGCUUCCAUGGUGGCUUGGCGCGACCAGUUAGUACUCUUUGGUGGGUGGCGCUAUCCCUCCCUGCAUCCACCGUACCAACCGUGGUGUCUAUUUGAUGAACUACACUUUUAUGACCUGCCAAAGGAUCGCUGGCUUUUGCGCACAACAUUGUCAUGUCCACCUCCUAUGGCGGGGCAUUCGGCCACAGUGCACGGCAAUCGCAUGGUCAUCUUUGGCGGCUAUCAAAUCAAGGAUGAUGUCAAUGUCAACUCCAAUGAUACCUGGGUACUAGAUUUGAUAGAACACCGCUGGUGGCAACCACUGUUCGUUGGCAAUACACGGCCUAGUCCACGCUAUGGUCAAAUACAAGUGGAACUGGAUGAUAAGCACUUGCUGGUUGUAGGAGGUUGUGGCGGCGCCAAUCGCGUUUACACCGAUGCCUGGCUUCUAGAUAUGACGCGCGAAGCUUGGUGUUGGAAGGCUGUCACUGUCCGUAAUAAGCGUUUCGGUGCCGUGCACAUGUGGUGCAACCCAGGCUGCAAGAUCAAAAACUUUCUGGUAGUAGUGGGUCCAUCACCAAAUAUGCCGCAGGACUUUCAAAUGAUGAAGCAGAGCCGCAUACCAGUGGGCGGUGGUGGCGUGCGCAUUGGUGGCUUGGGUCAACCGCCCCCACUACCGCCACCUCUCCAGCAACGUGCGUUGCUCGCUGAGCGUCGUCCGGGUGGAGGUAUACUUGGCGUACCAGCACAACAAAAUCGGGCACAUAACUUACGUUUUGGGGCAGGCGCCGCACUCGCGCCUCAGGAACAGUAUUUGGCCAAUAGACGCGCCAUACUAAAUCAGCAUAUGCAGCAGGCGCAAAACUUUAUGCACAAUAAUAAUAUCAACAAUAAUAAUAAUAACAACUAUCAGCCACGUUCAGGACGCCUCAGUGACUUGCAUGCCCCGCCAGCUCCACGGGUGGAGCCUGAACGAAAUCAAAAUCGGUCGGCACGUCCACAUGCUCCAGCAGCCGACGGAAAUGUGGAUGCAGCACAGCGAUUGCAACGUAAUCUAGCACUGCGGUGUCGUGACCAUGAACCGCUGCUGCCCAAGCGUUUCGACGAACUUUACGAGGAUCCCUUUCGUAUGGCCGCAUUUAAUGUGCACGCCCGUUCACGCAGCGCCUCACGUGAUCACAACGAACGCAUACGACGCAUGGAAGAAAAGAUGAAUGCCAUACGCGAUUCCAGACGAAGCGCUGCAGUUGCACACGUCGAACAGCAAGCGGUACGUGAGCCAUCACCAAAGCGUUUGCGAUGUAACGUACAGUCCCUAUUCGUCUGCGACAUUUCACACAUAGUGGGCCAUAGCAGUGAACCCGCCCUGGAAUGGGUCGAGUACAAGAAUUUUGGCGUCCUAAGCGGUGCUCCCGAUCGUCUCAUACUUUCCAGCCUCAUUGCCGGCAAUGGCGAGCUGAUAUUGUUUGGAGGCGUGCACAAGGAAACGCUAACGGACAUCACCCACCAUGUAUCUAAUUCCAUACACUUUCUAAGUGUGCCACGUGAUAUUAUCUAAGUGUAAGCUAGGCGGGACUGGCUGGCUGCAUCAUAUAUAUAAUUACUUAGUCUAGUUGUGAAUUACUAAAUUACGUAAAGCCAAACAAAUUACGCGUUUCAAAUUUGCUCCUUUCGUUUGUUCCAUGACCCUUAAAUAAGUUGAAUGCCGUACAGCUUAGCCAUUAAAUUGUGUGUGUGUGUAAAAUAAUGAAUUACCAAUAAUAAAAAGUGAUUCUUAUGAAUAUGUCGAAACCCUCUAA
This is a messenger RNA of Scaptodrosophila lebanonensis, 2577 nucleotides long. RefSeq lists its product as uncharacterized. NCBI's taxonomy places the organism in Eukaryota, Metazoa, Arthropoda, Insecta, Diptera, Drosophilidae. The record is from RefSeq and is a predicted model, not a curated record. The transcript has 3 exons. Bases 255 to 2336 code for a protein of 693 amino acids. Gene Ontology annotation, molecular function: protein binding.